Striga asiatica is the source of this 312-nucleotide messenger RNA. The record is from the annotation of a GenBank genome assembly. Lineage: Eukaryota; Viridiplantae; Streptophyta; Magnoliopsida; Lamiales; Orobanchaceae.
AUGGAAGUCGUAACGCUGGAGAAUGGAACAAAAAGGGUGAACUGCAACCACUGUAAGUCAUUGUUUGCAAAGGGUGAAACUGGAACUACAUCUCAGUACCAGCGUCAUCUAGCAUCAUGUCUACAAAGGCAAUUGAACUCCGAAUUUCAAAACAAGAUUACGCAACAGGUUUUGUCGUUUUCAGAAGGUCAAACUGACGUAGGGAGUUUUGGAAAAAUCUUGCUCUUUGCUGUUGAGUUUUGUUUUGGUUUCUUCGACACAACUUUGAAGAAGACAAAUAAUGAUGACAAAGGAAAUUUCGAAGAUCUUUAA